CAGCCCAAAUUUGCCAGACUCGGAGUUCCACCUUAACCUACUAACCUAGCACACUCAUAUGAGGGAUCAUAUAAAUUCUCUCCCUCUCCGCCGCUCCAGCUCUCUAGUCUAAACAGCUCCAUCUCAGUAGCAGCUUAGGGUUUCUCUGCCGCACCCAUGGGUAAGGGAACUGGAAGUUUCGGUAAGAGGAGGAACAAGACCCACACCCUCUGCGUGAGGUGUGGCCGUCGCAGCUUCCAUCUCCAGAAGAGUCGCUGCUCCGCUUGUGCCUACCCAGCUGCCCGCACCAGGAAAUUCAACUGGAGUGUGAAGGCUAUCAGGAGGAAGACCACCGGGACCGGAAGGAUGAGGUAUCUGCGCAAUGUCCCACGCAGGUUCAAGAGCGGCUUCAGAGAAGGUACCGAAGCUGCACCAAGGAAGAAGGGAGCUGCAGCUUCUGCUUAAGUAUGUGAGAGUGUCAUUUUGGGUACCGGUCAUAGCUUUACUAGGGCGCUUUAUGAUUCUGGACAAGUUCUUUAAGAACAUUGUUAUUGUUAUUAUCGAGGGCAAAACUUCUAUUAUUGCUUUAGUUGCUUUGAGUUUUGAACAUGAAAUGUACCAGACUAGUUUUACUUUCUAAUUACAUGAUGGUUUGAUGAUAUCUGAAA
Messenger RNA from Rosa chinensis, 647 nucleotides. RefSeq names its product 60S ribosomal protein L37-3. The coding region runs from base 157 to 444 and encodes 95 amino acids. The transcript is spliced from 4 exons. Gene Ontology annotation, biological process: translation. NCBI's taxonomy places the organism in Eukaryota, Viridiplantae, Streptophyta, Magnoliopsida, Rosales, Rosaceae. Gene Ontology annotation, molecular function: structural constituent of ribosome; RNA binding. Gene Ontology annotation, cellular component: cytosolic large ribosomal subunit; ribosome. The record is from RefSeq and is a predicted model, not a curated record.